Messenger RNA from Porites lobata, 1380 nucleotides. NCBI's taxonomy places the organism in Eukaryota, Metazoa, Cnidaria, Anthozoa, Scleractinia, Poritidae. The record is from the annotation of a GenBank genome assembly.
UUAAAGGAAGACCCAUUCUCACAGUGGACCUAUAGAUCAAGGUGGAGUGAGUUAAGUGACUUGGAACUUACUAGCGAUUCAAUGUCAAAGGCUAUUCAAGCAGGUAAAGCUUCUCGUCUAAAACGGGUUCUUUUAAAAGCCUUAGCGGGUAAAAAAAUCAACGUUGUUAUUGUUGGAGGCUCGAACAGCGCUGGAGGAAAGUUAGGUGUCGAUGAGGGAAGUCUGGAUGGUUUAUACUUUAACGUUUUCACGAAAUGGUGGAAUGAGACCAUUGCCAAAGCGACAAACGCAUUUGUGACGGAAUAUGGAGUGACUAUCGGCGGAACGGGCAGUUACGUGUUCGCGUUUUGCUACAAAACAUUUAUCCCAAGAGACCUAGACAUUGAUAUUGUUUUGAUCGAAGCUUCUAUUAAUUUCAACAUCCGCGGCAAGGCCGAGCCCCUGGAACAACUAACUCGUCAAGUCCUCUCAUAUCCAUCAGCGCCAGCAGUAUUCUACAUUAAUCUGGUCAGUGGUUUAGGUCUUGACCCGACAACUCAGAAGGUCAUUAAUCCCCUGUGCACUAAUCUCGAGAAUUUUAGACAAACUGAGCUGGCUCAUCACUAUGGAAUAUCCUCAUUCAGUUUGAAAGAGGUUCUGUGUCGCAAGAAAGACGACGGAUGGGAGGCAGCAGUCACUAAUUUGGCAGGCUCGGAUGGCCGCCAUAUUGGUAUCAAAGCGCAUGCCCAAGUUGCCAUAAUGAUUAUCGAACAUGUGCGUGGUGUCUUCAAAGAGGUAAUCAAUGACGUCACAAACAACGUCAACGCAAACGAAAUCGCCUCUUUAGCUUUACCGGAACUUUUCUUUUUGAAAAGUAAAACUGAGGCUUUGAGUGAUCCAUUGUGUUGGACCGGGUUGACGCCCGAUGUUUAUCAGUCUCGUCAACGCUCAAAUCUCAAGCUCGACGUUAUUGAAAGCAAAGGAUUUUACCGAAAAGGAGGCUCGAAAACAGAGCAGUAUUCUGAUGGCAAUAAUAAAACUGAUUUACGCACCGACGCCCAAGGAGGCUGGACUGCGUGGAACGAACAUUCAAUCCUUAAGCUGCGUUUUCUGGUCCCGCCGCUUAAUUCGCAGACUAUCCCUGAAUCUCGGUCAGUGAUUGUUGUGGCUCACACUUCUGGUUACGGUGGUAAGGCAAAGUUGUGGCUGGAUGAUAACAAGGAUCAAGCAAUUUACGUCGAUUCCAAAGCGAAUUUUGGAAACAAUCUGUUAAACACUGUUGCCACAAGGGUGGAUCCAGGGUAUCACGUUGUCACAGUUCAAACCCUUCGCUGGGGAAUGUUUAUGGUUAGCGGAUUGUUUGUCGGUCCGCCAGAUUUCAACAGGCGAGAAGUACUAUAG